Molecule: messenger RNA, 2187 nt
Organism: Fundulus heteroclitus (mummichog)
Lineage: Eukaryota; Metazoa; Chordata; Actinopteri; Cyprinodontiformes; Fundulidae
Exons: 8
Coding region: 1-2187 (728 amino acids)
Biological process (GO): lipoprotein metabolic process; lipid transport
Cellular component (GO): membrane; extracellular region
Molecular function (GO): lipid binding
Source: RefSeq, a predicted model, not a curated record
AUGGCACCACAAGGGGGCCACCCCCUGGCCAUGUCCUGGCCUCCCCACUGGUGGUCGCUGCAGAACGCCUUGUUGCAUUAUAUUACUGAAACUCUCGAUUACAUGGUAACAGUGAAAGAGUUUUAUUUGGGGAUCUCUAAAUGGAUCAACUGCAGAAAGAAAGAGCAUGAGAAAAUGAUAAUAAUUAAUAAAACGGCUGACAAACUUGAUACCACUUUCACCAAGUCAAAGGGCGCAUUGAAAACCAUUGGUAAACACAUCAAGGGAAAGUUUCAGAAUGAUCCAGAGAGCACACUUGCAGAACUAGAAAAGUGGCUGACUGAAGUUUUGAAAGGCACAUUGGAAGGUCUGGAGAAACUCAGCAUCUUCUUGGAUGCCAUGGAGAAGCUGGCAGUCACUUCCUUACAUGUGUUCACUGAGAACCAGAUUGUAUACCUUCCUGAGGAGUUCUGCUAUGAAGAAGUUCAAGCUGUGAUUAGAACUGCACAGCAAGUCUGUCCUUUGCUUCUUAAGUUCAAAAGAGAUGCAAAGUCCUUCUUCCUUCCUAGCCUUCACAAUCUGGAGGUUCUUGGACAACAACUGGAAAAAUACAUAGAAGCCAUUGAGGAAAUAUGUGAAAAUCAUGGGAAAAGCUUUAAAUUUAAGAUGUGCUUGGAAAUAACUGAAGAAAUUGUUGUGGAUUUUGAUGAUAUGUGUGAAAAUAGUAUUCAAGAGAUGACAUAUGACAUUAUGCAUCUUGACAAGAUCAGGUGGUCGCUGCAGAACGCCUUGUUGCAUUAUAUUACUGAAACUCUCAAUUACAUGGUAACAGUGAAAGAGUUUUAUUUGGGGAUCUCUAAAUGGAUCAACUGCAGAAAGAAAGAGCAUGAGACAAUGAUAAGAAUUAAUAAAAUGGCUGACAAACUUGAUACCACUUUCACCAAGUCAAAGGGCGGAUUGAAAUCCAUUGGUAAACACAUCAAGGGAAAGUUUCAGAAUGAUCCAGAGAGCAAACUUGCAGAACUAGAAAAGUGGCUGACUGAAGUUUUGAAAGGCACAAUGGAAGGUCUGGAGAAACUCAGCAUCUUCUUGGAUGCCAUGGAGAAGCUGGCAGUCACUUCCUUACAUGUGUUCACUGAGAACCAGAUUGUAUACCUUCCUGAGGAGUUCUGCUAUGAAGAAGUUCAAGCUGUGAUCAGAACUGCACAGCAAGUCAGUCCUUUGCUUCUUAAGUUCAAAAGAGAUGCAAAGUCCUUCUUCCUUCCUAGCCUUCACAAUCUAAAGGUUCUUGGACAACAACUGGAAAAAUACAUAGAAGCCAUUGAGGAAAUAUGUGAAAAUCAUGGGAAAAGCUUUAAAUUUGAGAUGUGCUUGGAAAUAACUGAAGAAAUUGUUGUGGAUUGUGAUGAUAUGUGUAAAAAUAGUAUUCAAGAGAUGACAUAUCACAUUAAGCGUCUUGACAAGAUCAGGAUGGAUGAGCACUUUCGGAUGGAGAUCCUAUUCCAGGGAGUCCCCUCAUCUGGUUUCAUCGAUGUAUUUGCUGCUAAUAAGGAUAAAAUGCUAAGGUUUCUGAAUGACCUGGAGCAGUGUGCUGAUCAGUUAGACAGUAUGAACAAAGGAGCAAAGAUCUCCAAUCUGACGGGCAGCUCAGUGAAAACAACUGGAGAUGCACUCAGCGCUGCAGGUGUCGCGUUAACACCAUUUACAGGUGGAGCAUCUUUAGGGCUGACACUUCUCGGUUCAGUGAUGGGGGUAGCAAGUGAAACCAACAGUGUGGUAACAACCUUAACAAAGGCUGGAGUUAAUCAUACUUCUCAGAAUAAGGCAAAUAAAACUUUCCAAAGUUUCAUGGAAGUUUUCCAAAAGAUCCAGGAUUGUCUGGAUGAAGGGAUGAAACACUCGACAGUAAAUCUGAAGCCAAGUCUCACUUCGAGCUCCCCUGAUCGCCCUUCCUGGCGGAUCUCCCUCUUGAAGUCACCUGUGCCCGCUCAGUACGGUUCCUCGGAUCCCUUCCCCGUGCCAAGCCUCCAAGCUGAAGCCCCUCGGGACUCACCUGGUUACUCCUGCUGCUCCCAGACCUCUGGAUUCUCCAGCGCUGCUCGGAUUCCGUUCAGCCUGCACCCGCCGGUCACUCAGACACCUGCCACCAGCUCCAUCAGAGUGAAGAAGAUACUCACCAAGAUGGAGUCCCAGGACAUGAAGAUCUGA